AUGCACUUAGCCGUGCCUUUAAAUUCAGCUCUACUCCAAAGAAAAAAUGCACACCAACAUGGCUGCACUACCAUACCAAAUGAUCUCAAACCUACGCCCUCAAACAACACUUGCAUGGAAACUCAAAAUCCGAGUAACGAGAUUGUGGCAAGCAAUCGAUAGCCAUGGAGAUACACUAGGUAUACACUGUAUUUUCGUCGAUGAACUGGGAGGCCAGAUUCAUGCAUGGAUUCCUGCACAAAUCAUGAAUCAAAUUCAGAAUUUACUUACUGAAGGAGAAACCUAUAAUGUGCAUAAUUUUGUUGUUAGGCAAUAUGGUGCAAUGCAAACAGAUAGAUGCUUUGACAAUGAUGUGUUCAUCCAGCUUUAUCAUUUGACUGAGAUAUCGGUUGCUGAAGGUGUGGAUUAUAUCCAACGCCAUGUCUUUAACUUCACUGAACUUUCAGCUAUAAUUGAUGAUACAAGGGAAAACAAAUUUCUAAUUGAUGUUGUUGGAAUUCUACAACAGAGGCAACCAAUCACUAGCUACAGAAACAAAUAUAAUCAGCUAAAACACAGCAUUCAUUUUACCAUCAACGAUAUGCUCGGCUCUGCAAAUGUAAUAUUCUACGAUGAGAUGGCACAAGCUUUUGAUCAAGGAGUCCGUGAUGCUACCCAACAUCCUAUCAUUGUUAUCAUAUCCAGUGCUAAACCUAGAUUCAUCCAAGGUUGGCAAAUUGGCAUUUCCACUGAUGUUCUAAAAUCAAAGGAUGCAAACGAAGGCCUAUACUACCUCAAAUGUCUUCCAACCCUGCAGAUGCUAUUUCUAUUAGUCGACCAUUUCAUUCAGCUUAUGUAAUCUAUGGAUUUGUAAUAACGUUUAGUAACUCUGUACUUUCGAAUUGUAACUCUAAAUUUGGUCUGCAUGCAAGAUUAAGAUCUCUGUACUACUCAUAACAAAGUGGUGCACUCUGUUUUCGUCA
Daucus carota subsp. sativus is the source of this 962-nucleotide messenger RNA. RefSeq lists its product as uncharacterized. Lineage: Eukaryota; Viridiplantae; Streptophyta; Magnoliopsida; Apiales; Apiaceae. The record is from RefSeq and is a predicted model, not a curated record. The coding region runs from base 47 to 838 and encodes 263 amino acids. The transcript is spliced from 5 exons.